Molecule: messenger RNA, 1262 nt
Organism: Callorhinus ursinus (northern fur seal)
Lineage: Eukaryota; Metazoa; Chordata; Mammalia; Carnivora; Otariidae
Gene: PRR15
Product: proline rich 15
Source: RefSeq, a predicted model, not a curated record
CAACAAUAGUAAUCGGCUUAGCUGGACUGCAGAGAUUUCGGCUGACACACCUUCCAGAAAGAAGCCCGACCUCCCCAAGACCGCGCGGGAGGACGCUGCGCCUGGCUUCCAGGUUGUCCCAAGUGCACCCCCUCCGUUCUCUUGGAGGCGAGGGCAACGCGGAGUCGUGGGAUCCUGGGAAGCCCGAACAGGCGGCUGCCUAGGCUCCCACCCCGCAGACCGCCCGCCCCACCGGGAGAGCGAGCCCUUCCCCACCCGCCGCGCCCCGGGCCCCUCGGCCGGCCGGCCAUGGCCCACAGCGGCGGCACCGGCAGCUCCGGGCCCUGGUGGAAAUCGCUAACCAACAGCAGGAAGAAAAGCAAGGAAGCCGCGGUAGGGGCACAGCCUCCCGCGCAAGCCGCCCCCGGGGAGCCCGCGCCGGCCGCGCCGCCCAGCCCGGACUGGACUAGCAGCUCCCGGGAGAAUCAGCACCCCAAUCUCCUCGGGGGGACCGGCGAGCCCCACAAGCCCGACAAGUUGUGCGGAGAGAAAUCGGGCGGCAACCGCCGCAAUUUGAAGAUCUCGCGCUCCGGCCGCUUUAAAGAGAAGAGGAAAGUUCGCGCCACUCUGCUCCCCGAAGGAGUCAGGUCCCCGGAGGAGGCGGACUUCCCUGGUGACCCGCACGGCGACACGCAAUAGCCAGAGCGCUCCAGGACUGUGUCUUCCCACCACUCCUCUCUACCCCCAGUUCCAAACCCGAGAUUUCUGGCCCGCCCCAAUACCCAGUGUCUCAUCCCACCAACUUCAGAAUAUUCACACAAGGCCUCCACGAUUUUAUUUUCCUGGAAAUCGAAGUGUCCACUGAGUUUUCAAUAUUUCAUGACUCAAGGAGGCAUUGAGUAUUUAUCUGUGGUAAGAGAAUAUACCUGCCACAGAGGAAGUUGGCAUAAUUAUUUUUUCCCCAAAAGUUCUCCCGUGGCCUCCACCCCUUGUUCCACCUGGGGAGUGAGAAGGGUACUUCUCUGAGUUGGUAACCCAGCUGGGACUGCACAGCCCCUCAAAGGAGGAGGCCGUGCCUUGAUUCAGGACUUGCUAUUGGAAAGCAAAUUAACGCCAGAGAAAUGCACUUUAGACGUACUUCGUAGACUCAGACCUUAAGUGAAGGGACAAGAGAGGGCAGGAAACCUUAGGUAGAAGCAUUUUUAAGUAAGGCAAGAUUGCUUUUAAUGUUGAACUACAAAACUGUACUGCCUAUUUUAGUGUGGACUAUUAAAAUUGUUGCA